AUGGCGUCGGACAGCGACGGGAAUAGUAACAGCGUUGUCAUUCUUAGGCAGCUUGUGGAUGAACAGAGCGCAACAUUAGCAGUCACUAAAGAAUUGGCUUUAAAAAAUGUGGAAAAUGACGUGAAUAUUGGCGUAGCAAAGCAGGAAUUGGUGCCUUCCAAGGGCGGAAUGCUUUUGCAAGAGGAGGAUGUUAAUGUUAUUGCUGAAGGUGGAGCUGCAAAGUUUCAACCAGCAAAUAACAGUUUACGUUGUGUCGAGAUUGCUACUUUUGUUGAAAGUCCAGCUUUUGAAGAUGAGCCGAAGAUGUUGAUAUCUGAAAAAGUGCGCAAAGAUAUUGUUUUGAAAAAGCGGCGGAUGAUGGAUUCGGAGGUGGAAAGUGUGGCUGAAACUGAACAUAAUAAAGAGCCUUUGAAAAAGAAAGACAAAGCGAAAAGUGCAUUGGAAGCUACUGCGGGCCAGGUAGAUUUGCGUCAAAGGACCCCGUAUUGUGUUGUCCGGACUCCGACUCCUCCAAACAAAUAUUUCAUACAAAAGCGGCGGGAGGAAGAGGCCUCGGGUCGCGAAUCUGUUCGCCAGCAGCAGCCACAUUUGCUAGCUUCGUUAGCAAUUCGCAAAGGAGGAAUGUGUACUAGUCGCUCACUGUUGACGCCCCGAAACUUUUCGAGGUCUAUGGGUCUGACAACUGCAGAGUUUGAGCGAAAGCUUUGUGAAUAUGUGCGUCUUCACCGUGAACUGAACACAAAAAGCAACUACACUGUAAUGAGAAAACGGCAAUUACCGCGGUUGCCAACACCAUUGCGUUGCAAGACCCAUUGGGACUUUGUGCUGGAGGAGGUGAGGUGGAUGGCGACAGAUUUUGCUGAGGAACGUAAUUGGAAACGGGUGUUACAACACCGUUUGGCGGCUGAUGUGAUCAUUGCGAAAAACUCAGGAAGUGUACGUCAAGAACUAGAGAAUCGUCAGAUGGCACGUGAUGUUGCUUUACAGGUAUCGGCAUUCUGGCGCACGAUGGAACGGAUUGCUGCAAGGUCACGAGUUCGGUUUGAAGCCGCGGGUACGAACCGAUCAGAUCAUGGUGAGAUCGAUAUUACAGCGUCUGGGGGCCACGCCGCAACUUUGGAAGAUGAUAGUAAGCAAAGCAAAAGUGAGGAUGUCGAGAUGAGUGGCACUGGAAACGAUACUUUAACAUUAAAGUACUACACUUUUGGUGCAGCAGCUAGCAAUGAGGUUGACACAAAAAGUGAUGGAAAGAGGCCGGUGAGGCCAGAAACGGUGCUGACAUCUGCAAAAGAUCAUGUUACUUACAUUGUGAGUGCAGGAAAGCGAGCGCGCAGCGCCAUGACAUCUUUGCCAACGAAAGGUGUUGAUGUGGAAAAGGCAUGGUCCUUUUCUAAAGCUUGGUCAUUACGGGAGGCGGCUAUUCAGGCUUUGCAAGCGCGGUGCACCGCCUCGCAGGCAGAAGGAAAGCCCGUUUUUAUUUUGGCAACCUUUCAAUUGCUGGCAUUGAGGUGGAUGUUGGACUUAUAUUCUAGCGGUCUUAACAUGUUUUUGAAUGACCAGCUCGGUAUGGGCAAGGCAGCCACAAUCGUUGCCUUUCUAAGCUUGAUCGAGAUUGUGCCCUCUCAGAAGCAGUAUGAAGGAGGUGAUGGGGCACGCGUAUCUCUACCAGAACCUCUGAGUGUUGAAAUACCGAAAGGCCCGCAUUUGAUAAUCGUGUCGGGGGAGGAGCUUCAUAAGUGGCGGCAUUAUCUUCGAGUAUGGCACCCUGACCGGCGUAUUCAGUUCUAUGACGGUGCUGGUAAAUCUUUACGCUAUAAAGCGCAGUUACAGCGGGAGUGGAAUAUUAAGUUUCAAGCCAAAGCGCGCAAGGAUGACGGCAAUUUUCUUGCGGCCCCGCUUCAUAAUGACGACGAUGAAGGGCUCGACGAUGACGGGCGCGUUGAGCCCAUUUAUUGUGUGUUAUGCUCUGUGGAUGCAUUUGUUGAAGAUCAACAGGCUUAUGUGGCUUUCACGAAUUGGCAGAUGGUUGUUGUGGAAAACGAGCAUGGUGGUCAUUUUGAUGACUCGGCGUGCGUGUCUGCGCUGCAACAGCUUCGACAACAGCAGCGGCGGGUCUUGUGCAACGGUCAAUCGAUUGAAAAUUGGAAAAACACUGCAUUAAGACUGCAGUACGCAGAAUUUUUGGUGUGGGAAGCUUACGCAGAUAAUAAUAAUAGCAAUUCGCAUGAGAGCUGCCAGCAUCAAGUGGAGACCUGGCCUGUGCAGGAACUACAAGUUGAGAGGUCAUCUGUGGCGAAAGUGAUGCAUAUUUAUGGCAAAUCAUCGAGCGUACGGGCUGCUUUGUGGAAGGCAUCUUCUCAGCAGGAGGACUUGCCAAAGUAUAUGAAUGCGCUGCUUUUAGCUCUAUCCUGUCUCAGCUUGCGGCGUGUUCGCAGCGAAGUCGAGACAGAACUGCGCAAGAUAGAGGAAGUUAGUUUGAGCUGCAAGCUUAGUUUGUCGCAGAGCGCGCAGUACCGAAACGCACUUAGCGGAUUUGUGGCGACGCUGGAUACUGCUGGUGGUCGGGAGGAGCGGCUAAGUGUUUGGCUGCAACUUCUAUUGCGUCUCCGUCAGAUUUGUAAUUGCGUUGAUCUUGCAACCGACAUGGAAAAGUUGGGGCAUGCUGAUUUGCGAUUGCUGACUAGUUGUUCAGCAAAACUAGAGGCGUUGGAACCGUUGCUACGUCGACUAGCGCUUCAGGAAGGCAAGAAGGUGGUGAUAUAUUGCCAGUUUCACGGUAUGUUUCCUGUAUUAGAGCUGUUUCUUUCUCUGCUAGACAUUAGCUACGUGCGCAUUACUGGCUCGAUCUCCAUGCAGCGUCGUGCGCUUUAUCAUUUUGCUGAUCGCCCUGUAGUUCGCGUAGCACUCGCCUCUACUCGGUUGUCCACGUCUUACGGAGGUCAUGCAGUGUCAGUAUAUGGUAGUGAGGCCAUCGUUGUUGUGGACAGUGACUGGAACGCAACGUGUGAUGCGAAGCUUCGGGCGAGUUGGGCUAAAAUGGCGGUUGGUGGUGCUGAUACACUUUCAGUCUACCGAUUACACUGUGAAAAUACUGUCGAAGCAUCAUUACUGCGCGUGGGGGCUUCGCUUACUGAAAAAGUGUUUGGUGAAAUAACGCCUCAAGAACUUCUUGCUGUGCCGUCUGACAUGGCGUUGGCGAUCGAAAAACCCGGCUGGUGGUCUCCUGCCUCCACUAGCAGCGGUGGAAACGGGCUGAUGGCCACGGGGCCAAUGGCAAGACUCGCGACGGUGGCUUUGCAGGUGGAACGAAAUGAGAAGUAUACCGGAAGCUCAAGUGAUCUUGAAGCACCUCUCAUUGUGCACAAUGUGGAUUUGGAUGCCGAGGAACAUCUUUUGCUGGCGAAUACAGACGAGCUGACGCCUGUCGAAUGGUAUGCUGUUAACUUUGUCCACGGCAUUAUUGACAAAAAACCGCAGCAGGGAGGUGAAGCAAAUAUAAUUGAAGAAGACAUUGGAAGCGUUAGCGACGAAGGCACCGCUUCUUGGGGUGAAAGAAACGAGAUUAUUCAACCAGAUCAGCCCUCGUUUGAAAAGUCAGCUGCUUUGGAUGUUAACCGUCAUUGGCAAGAAGGCGACGUUGCAUCGCAACUUUUUUCAGCCUUAGUCCUCACCGCAGUGGCGUGGCAUGUAAUAGUGCGCUCGAAAAGAUGUUUAUGCAAAUGCGUACGCAAGGCAUGGAAACGCAUUUUGAUGUUGUCAAACCUCCACAAUUAUGGUUAUUGGGUGACGCGAAAUUGCAUCGAGGGGGCCUUAUCGUCAGAAGCUGGUAUGAGCAUAGACACACAGGUGACGUACCGCAUAUCAUAUCGCGUGUCGGUAGCCCCACCACCUUUACCUCAGACUGCAAAGUUGAAGGUGGAACAUGCUGUCGGGCAGCACGGGGACAUGUCCAAACUCAUUGAGCCUAGCAAGAAACAGCGGGCCAGCGCCGCUAUUAUGGCAGUAUCGAGAGGUGGAAUGGUCCCUGGUUCAAACUCGAUGAACCUUUCUAACUCUGCAGAUAUGAAGCGCAAGCUUGAGUCACAGUUACGCAACAUUAAGUUGGGGCCUCAGAAAGAACAACGUGUAGAUUUGGAGGGUAUCCCCGUUCCAGAUGUGUCAGAAUUUGCUGACGACGACUUUUGGGGCGACACGAACUUAGAUGCGCUUGAUUCAGCUGAAUGGGAUGACCCUGCUCUUCUUGGCGGUAUUCUUGGUGUUGGUGUGGGCGGCACUGGUACUGGGGUAUCAUCUACAGUCCCUUCGUCUUGUACAGCACCUAAUGGAGCCGGUGUGUCUGUAACGACUGGUGCAGGGGGAGUGCGAUUGGAGCGCGUGCGGAUUUAG
This is a messenger RNA of Peronospora belbahrii, 4386 nucleotides long. NCBI's taxonomy places the organism in Eukaryota, Oomycota, Peronosporomycetes, Peronosporales, Peronosporaceae. The record is from the annotation of a GenBank genome assembly.